This is a messenger RNA of Spinacia oleracea (spinach), 1685 nucleotides long. RefSeq names its product CBL-interacting serine/threonine-protein kinase 11-like. The record is from RefSeq and is a predicted model, not a curated record. The transcript has a single exon. Gene Ontology annotation, molecular function: protein serine/threonine kinase activity; ATP binding. Gene Ontology annotation, biological process: protein phosphorylation; signal transduction. Bases 157 to 1551 code for a protein of 464 amino acids. Lineage: Eukaryota; Viridiplantae; Streptophyta; Magnoliopsida; Caryophyllales; Amaranthaceae.
UUGUUAGAAAAGUCACAUUAUUUAAAGAGUAAGAAGCUAGCUAAGAACAUUUAAACUUGAAAAUUGUGUAUCCUAUAAUUUCUCCUGAAUAAUUAAGCAGCAUUAUAUUCUUCGAUCACCAGAAAUUUGACACCCACAAAUAAUAUAUCGGUGAAGAUGGAUAAAGGAGAGAAAAACAUAGUGUUCGGAAAAUACGCGGCGGGGCGGCUGUUAGGGUGUGGCGCCUUCGCGAAAGUAUACUCCGCAAAGAACGUCGACAGCGGGCAAAUGGUUGCGAUCAAGGUGUUUAACAAGAAAAGGAUAAUACAAAAUAAUAUGAUGUCAAACAUCAAGGGAGAAAUAACAACCAUGGGCCGUCUUCAACACCCAAACAUCAUCCGUUUAUACGAGGUUUUAGCCUGUAAACGAAAGAUCUAUUUUGUAAUGGAGCUAGCCAAGGGAGGUGAGCUGUACGCUAAGGUGACCAAGGGUCGUUUUAGCGAAGAGCUUAGCCGAAAGUAUUUCCAACAGCUUAUCUCCGCUGUUGGUUACUGUCAUUUUAGAGGUGUCUACCACCGUGAUUUAAAGCCUGGUAAUCUUUUGUUGGAUAAAUAUGGAAAGCUUAAAGUCUCGGAUUUCGGCCUUGCUGCGGUUAAUGAUCAUAUCGAUGGGUCUCUCCAAACAAUAUGUGGGACGUUGACGUUUAUGGCACCGGAGAUGUUAAAGAAGAGACCGUACGGUGGUGCGAUGGUUGACGUGUGGUCUUGUGGGGUUAUAUUAUAUGUUCUUGCAGCUGGGUAUUUACCGUUUAAUGAACCAAACUCGACGUCUAUGUGUAGGAAGAUUUCUCAAGGGGAUUAUCGAUGUCCUAACUGGAUGUCGUCUGAUCUGGUUCGACUCUUGAGUCGACUCCUCGAUACCAACCCCAAAACUCGAAUCACUAUCGAUGAAAUCAUACACGACCCUUGGUUUAACAAUGGUGGUUUAUUUAAGGGUAAAAGUCCAGAGUUCGAGUUUCCAUUUUACCAUGACGACACCGGGAGUAGUAGUGAUGACUUGUAUGGUAACUUCUUCUCUGUAAAACAACCUUGUUCUUCUGUUAAGAAAAAUACUAGUAUUACUUCAUCAAUGAACGCGUUUGAUUUGAUUGCUUUCUCGUCUGGCCUCGGCUUAUCAAGGUUGUUAAAUCAGACGACAUACAACCCUUUCGAAGAUGGUGAGAAAUUCUUUUCGAGUUUGCCUGUGGAUGUGAUCAUUGCCAAGACAGGGGAAGUCGCCGACGAGCUGAAAUUGAAGCUUCGCCGGAGGAAGGAAGAUUGUGUGGUGGACUUGGUAGGACCGAUUGGGAAUUUUAUAGCUAGAGUGGAGAUUAACCAGGUGACUAAACAACUGGUAAUUGUUGAUGUGAAGAUGAAAAGAGGAGAUUUCAUGUCCAACAGUAAUAACAUCUUGAGGGAUAAGUUGAUACCAAAACUUUCUCAGUUAAUUUAUAGCUUUGAAUCACAACCUACUAAUCAAAUGGAUACAAUACAUGAUCACCAACUUACUAUUGCUGCUAUUUAUGUUGACUAAGUAGUAACUAUAAUAUCCUAUUACGUUACCAUAGACCAUUAUGUAUAAUAUUGAAAUAUUCCAUCAUUAUAUUAGAUGGGAUAAAAAAAAGUUCCUAUGUAUAUUUUUGUAUAUUUUCUCUUCAUUUUUAGCUA